CCUGCGCCUGCGCCCUCGCGGUAUCCUACCACUCCUGCAAUUCCACACACACGUGCAGACGCCACCAGCCCCACCGUCCCUCCGUCUGGACCUCGCGGCUAUGUACCUCCUGCUCGUGGUGGCGGCUUCGCAGCACGAGGCGGCGGCCGUGGGGCCUGGUCUGCCACAGCUUCCCGCUUCGCACCGCCACCAGUCUCCCCAGCGACGCCUCAUUCGGUCAACGCCGUACCAACCGGUCCGCGCGCCUCCAUCUCGGCCGCCUCCUCACCGUCUGUCACGACCAAGCCCUUCAACCCACCUACCGGCCCCGCCGCACAAGGUGGACAGCGCAUGACCCUCGCACAGAACCUCAUCGCAGGCAUGCCCCCCAUCAUCCCCGGCGGCAAGCUCGACCCGUCCUCGGCACCCCUCAUGACGGGCGUCACCAGGGAACUGGAGGCACACCACAGACGCCUCAAAGAGGAGGAGGAGCGGAUCCGCGGCGAGCUCAAGGCCAAGGACGAGAAGCUCCGCGCUGCGCUCCGCAUGUGGGACAGGCUCGAGCACGAGAGCGAGUCGUUCAAGCUCAAGAGUGACCUGUCAGAACAGAGCAUCAAGACCAUUGCAGGCGAGGGGGCUGGCGGCGCCGCCUUCUAG
Messenger RNA from Cryphonectria parasitica EP155, 636 nucleotides. RefSeq lists its product as uncharacterized. The annotation marks the transcript as partial. The record is from RefSeq and is a predicted model, not a curated record. The transcript has a single exon. NCBI's taxonomy places the organism in Eukaryota, Fungi, Ascomycota, Sordariomycetes, Diaporthales, Cryphonectriaceae.